CCGUACUGUUGAAGCGGUGCUGACUGAUGUCUAAAGAUGGCAGAGCUAACAACACUGGAGAGCCUGCUGGAGAUGGGCUUUGACAGGAACAGAGCGGAGAAGGCGGUGGCCAACACAGGGAACCAGGGAAUAGAACAAGCCAUGGACUGGUUAAUGGAGCAUGAGAAUGACCCAGACAUUGAUGAGCCCUACGUACCGCUUGUGGGGAAUGUCCAGGGAGGAAGAGCAGAUGGCCAAUCUGGCACAGAAGAGCCAACACUAGGAGACACCGCUACAGGGACAGCAGGUGGAGACGGCAGCCUUAUGAAUGACGAGAGUGGAGGUCAGCUGAUGACAGAGGAAGAAAAACUUGAGCAAGUCAAAAGGUUAGAGGAACUGAUGCGAGUGAAGCAGGCGGAGAGACGAGAGCGAGAGCGAGCAGAAGAGCUGGAGAGGGAGAAGCAGAGGAGGAGGCAGGGCCAAGAACUGCAGCAGAUCCGCCAAAAGCUGCAGGAUGAUGAUAUGAAGAAACUCGCUGAUCAGCGCAGAAAAGAGAAGAUGGAAGACAAAAUGGCCCGGCAAAGGGUUAAAGAAAAGAUUGCACGCGACAGAGAGGAGAGAGCACAGAAGUUCGGAGGGGGUGGAUCCUCUAGCACGGCCGCUUCAUCCCAGCCCACCCAGCCGAGCCCGUCAUCGCCCACCAGUCAGGGUCCCCCGCCCACUAAGAAGGAAUAUGAAGAGUGCAGGAUACAGGUCCGUCUGCUGGAUGGCUCAACCAUCAACACGGUUUUUAAGGCCCAGGAGCCACUGGCUGCAGUGCGCGUGUACGUACAGAUGAAUGGCAACACACCUGAAGGUCAGGACUUCACGCUGCUGUCACCCUACCCCCGUCACGUCUACACUGAACUGGACAUGGAGAAGCCCCUUAAAGAGCUGGGUUUGGUGCCUUCGGCUGUGCUGGUUGUUAUCAAAAAGUGAGAUCAGGAGAAUCUGCUCUGUGAGCCUACCUCACCACCUCCACUACAUCAUCACCUGAGACACCAGAAACAGACUGACCCAGCAAUGGCACUCGCAGCUUCAGUAUCAUUCAGAAAGCCAGCUAACUGAACCAAAGCAGUGAGGCUGUGUAGUCACUCUUAAAAUCUAGUUACAAAGACGUUAUGAAGAAACACGGUUUGGCUUUUUUUUAAGACCAACUGCCUGAAUGAAGCCCCCUUGCCAUUCUGGGUGGAUUGAUUUCACUGGAUAUUGAUUUGGUUGGUUAGUGUGCAGUGGGUUUGACAGUGACUUUUACUAAUUCAAGAGUGUAGUGAGGAUAGCUGGCAUCUGAGUGAUACUGCCUGGAGGAGCACAGCUCAUGGUUUCAACACAUUUAUAAAGACAAUACAGAACAAAGUUGUUCAAUUUUAACCUGAUCCUUACAUAGCAAAGUACCACAGACGAUCUACUCUAUUGGUUCUUAACAGGCCUUACAUUUAAUCCCCACAAUCUUCCUGAUUUUGUGACAUUCUACUUUGCCAGUUUUUUUUAUAAGUUAAAAUAUAUUGACAGUUAUGUCUGCAUAAUCACCAAGAAUCUACUUCAAAUAAAGCUGAUUUGGAGAAUUGU
Molecule: messenger RNA, 1587 nt
Organism: Scomber japonicus (chub mackerel)
Lineage: Eukaryota; Metazoa; Chordata; Actinopteri; Scombriformes; Scombridae
Gene: ubxn1
Product: UBX domain protein 1
Exons: 10
Coding region: 37-957 (306 amino acids)
Molecular function (GO): protein binding
Source: RefSeq, a predicted model, not a curated record